Messenger RNA from Anarrhichthys ocellatus (wolf-eel), 6775 nucleotides. It is a transcript of the gene ptpn11b, whose product is annotated as protein tyrosine phosphatase non-receptor type 11b. Gene Ontology annotation, cellular component: cytoplasm. Gene Ontology annotation, molecular function: non-membrane spanning protein tyrosine phosphatase activity; cell adhesion molecule binding; receptor tyrosine kinase binding. The coding region runs from base 4764 to 6605 and encodes 613 amino acids. NCBI's taxonomy places the organism in Eukaryota, Metazoa, Chordata, Actinopteri, Perciformes, Anarhichadidae. Gene Ontology annotation, biological process: protein dephosphorylation; positive regulation of ERK1 and ERK2 cascade. The record is from RefSeq and is a predicted model, not a curated record. The transcript is spliced from 15 exons.
UCUACGCCUUACGUCUCUAUAUCUCCCUCGCUCCCUCCUGCCCUCUCUUGUGUAACAGUGCCCAGUGCUGGGUUACCAACAUCUGAGGCUGCUGAAGUGAGGGUUCUGUGGCAGGCUUCGACCCACAAUGGUGAGGUGGGGCAUAAGCGAGACCAGCCGACGUCGGCGUAUUUGUCUGCUUUUCAACAGCCCUCACACUUCUUUUUAACUCCCGCUGCAGUUCGCUGAAAUUGAAUGCACACAAUCCAGUGCAGAAGUAAGCUCUGGAGUGCAUGUGGAGACCUGGCCGUGCAGAAGUGUGUGUGUGUGUGUGUGUGUGUGUGUGUGUGUGUGUGCAUAUGCACAGUACUUUGUGUGUGUGUGUUGUUGUUAAGGUGGGUGUUUCAGGAUGUGUGGUUACAAAGGGGCUCGGGGUAUGCUCUAGUUAAGAAGGCUGAAAGAGCUGUCUGCGUGCAAAGACACUCUGGGGGGGGGGGGGGGGGGGGGGGGGCAGUACUUGCUGCCGUUGUGUGUUUGAAGCAUUGCACCAGUGUUUGUGCCCGGUUCCGGCCCGUCUCCACUGUUUCGAAUGUGUGACGAGUGACAGCAGCGCUGUGAUGAGGGAUUAGUUAUGGAUUAGUGACAUAAGGCAUUUUUGCCUCACUGCUAUUAUUUAUCUGUACGAAUCUGUGUAGGAUUUAAAAACACAAUACCACCAGCAAUCUGUCCACCAGCUGACAGCCAUGACUUGUCAGUGGCUCUUCAGGCCAGUUUGAGUUUGAUUGUAAUAAAAGCGCUGUGACAAGUGGAAAAAUGUAGUCAAAUGAAAGACAAAAUGCCUGAUGGCUUGUUGGCACCACAGCAACCACAGCACUCGUGCAAGCAAGGCACUGAUCGUGUCCGAUAACGGUUAGAGAUCGGUUAACGAGGGCUAUCGGGCAGGAAAACAUUAAUCUAAAUAAGCAUCCCAAGUAAAUUCUCUAAACAGCGAAGUCACUUUUAUAUAUGAAGCCCAGUAUUGAUCCUUAUCAAAAAUGUUUGUUUGUUAUAUGUUUAAUAAAAUAAAUGUUAAAUACAUCAGUAUCGCAUAUCUGAGUACUGUGUACAAUACAUUUUCACGCUUUCUUUCCGCCCCGUGAAGUCAUUUCCACCAGGCCUCCCCGCCAGACUUCCAGGGAUAUUUCCAUUGUAACAGUCCAAGUCACCCUCCGCUCUGACAUGUUUUUAGGACUAAUCCCCUCGUAAUCGGUUAGUAUUUAUCAUUUGUAAAGUUCCACCUAUAAUCUGCUCUCUGGGAUCGUGGAAUGAGAGAAAGCGCAACAGAUCGGGUUUGCCCCCCUGCUGAGGAUAAGGGGGUCAGGGGCAGUCUGGGUCAGAUGUCUGGUCUGUUGUGGUCUAGUCAAGACUCUCUGUUCACGCAUGGCUGGACGGAUAUUUAUCUAUUUGGCAUUUAAUUUAACGCUGAACUAAUCCCGUGGUUAACCUCCAACAACAGAGGAUCCUCGAUGGCCACAGCGUGCAGUGCUCUGCGUUGGUGUAAACUCUAAUAUGUAUCGUGUAUCAUUCCCUCCUGUACGAACCCCGGCACACGUUUACCACCCUUACUGAUUCUCAUGCAGCGCCUCCGUCUCUCGCUUCACCCGUCUCUUCUUUCACUCGUCUCCUGUUUCCUCUCGUGUCAUAGAAACAGGUCAAGUGAUUGACAAGCAGGCCGUGUGUCCCUUUUGAUUCAUCUGUUGAAUGCAAAAUGGCGACGGAUGCUUCAUCAGCAGUGCAGUGACAUGCAGUACAUGUCUUGACAUUUCCAAAAGGCAAUUUCAAGCUUUUUCCAAUUUAGUCGUAUAGUAAAUGUCGCUCACAGUUAAUUUCAUCUGAAUGAAGUCAUUCUGACAAACAGGAGCUGGACAAUGAGCACGCCAGGCUUAGAUGUCCUCAUUAAACAGUGGUAAUAUUUAUGUUUAUAUGAGUUAUUGAGGACAUUAAUAGAAAGCACCGUGCCACAUAAUAUGAAGUGAGAUUCAGCCCUUUGCACCGGCAGCGACUACGACAGUAUUCUGCUCCGCAUUCGCCGCUCUGAAGUGACACAAGAUCUGCUGAGCCGACACAUGGGUCUUAUUUUUAUCUCACUGUCAUGGGUUUGUGUCGUACCGCGUACGAGAAGAGAAAGCACCUAAAUGCUCGCCCACUGUUGGAAGCUUUCCGAUAUUAUCUCCUCAGCAUGGGCUUCAUGAAGGCGCUAUUGUGUCACCAUCUGCCUGCUCUCUCCGCUGGGUUAUAUUAAUCAAUAAUAAGCCUUUGUAGUGUGUCUGGGGUGCUGGUGAAAGGCUAUGAUUUAGGAUGUGAAAUGCACGAUUUCCAUGACUCAUUUGGUCUGUAUGUCGCAAUCCAAAAACAGUUUGUUGAAUCAUUGACAUUUACAUGCAUUUGUCUUUCCAAGGAAAAAGUCAAGAGCUGCAACUAAAGGUUAUUAUUAUGUUUGAAACAUCUAUCAGGUGACUCAUCUUCAUCUCAUCCAACACUUUUUAUUUCAUUUUUUUUUUUAAAUCAGAAAUAAUGUUUUAAAAUGAUUUUUAUUUAAACUUUUUUCAUCCAUGAUAAUCCCAUCGAGAUUAUGAAUUUGUAGUAAUCUACAGCUUUUCAUAAUAUUCCUAAAUGCUUGUGUUGUACUCUACCUGCCUAUGAUAAAUUCUACUGUAGAGUUUACUUCCAUGUGUCUAAAACGUGUUCUUAUUACAAGGCUGACUUGGAAAAACAACUCCUAAAUAGAAUAAAACGAGUCAUCUUGAGGAGAGAUUUUAAAAACGUAAUAAUUCAACUAACUUGGUUGGACAGCAUAGUGUGAUGACACCACGGUGUAAGAUGAUCUGGAGGAGCCAGAUUGGUCUCUGCAGUCCAGCUUCGUCAUCACUGAUCUCCAGCAAGACAACUUGGCAGCGACCAGCUGGCGUAGAUCCAGAGAGUUAUCUUUAAUACGUCAGUGUGAUGCUAAUGUGAAAAUCCUUUACCGCUCACUGUAUACUGUACGUGUGACAGCUUUGUCACCCCCUUCCUUGGCACACCGAUGGGGCCUCGGAUGGCUAAUGGUGCGUCGGAUUAGCCAGCAAUGGCACACAGUAGUUAGGGAGGUUUAACCCAAUGAUCCCUGCUUAAACACGAGCUUUAAAUCCACACAGCUGAUAUCCAGCCGUUCACUGGGGCCGCUAUACCUACUCACUGCUUCUUCAACACUUAUGCAGUUAUUCUCUCUUUUAACACAGCUUUUAACUGAACACUGCAGUAUGUGUGCAGAUGUGCUGGAUUUAUGUCUUAAAGCGUUUGUGAACAGUGAACACGGUUGGGUCUGGUUUGGAUGAGUGGCGGUGUCAAACACUACAGUAAGAGUGCACAACCCAGAUGAUCGGUCAACAUACCUGAGAAGUGGAUGGGAUAAAUAUUUGCCUGCUUGCUGUGUUUUGCAGCAGAGGAAGUAACGUGUCAUCAUUAGCUUUGGCUUUGCUGUCCUGUAAACCUGAGUGUUCUUCCCUUUCAAACCAGUUUGUAUGUAAUCACUGAUUCGUCAAGAAACAGACGUGUGCUUUGAUUCAAAGGUACACUUUGUACUAAUGCACCACCGGAAUCAUGGUUACAGAUAUUCUAAAGCAAUAAGAGCUUAUAACUAUAACUUUCAGCAGUUGCCAUUGCUUCCAAUUCAGCCCUAGAUCUGCUGAAAGUUGUCUUUUUUCCACACAAGUCACUUUUGAAGUACUGCGUUAGUCAGACUGGCGUUCAACAUACAUUAGUUCAUGCUAAAGUGCUGUUGAGGAGCACUCCAUUUAUUUAUUGAUGACAUUUUACUCUUAAGUGUCAACAGCAUGCAACCGAUGUGAGGCCUGAGAUAUAAUUCAUUAUACAUCAAAGUUGCUUUUAGAUUCUUGGUAAAUGAUGAGAUUAUGGAGAUUCUAUAGCAAAGAAAAUGAUGAAGCAGAAAGGACUAAACCAGCCAUAAACACACAGCAGCAGAGUAAAUUUCCUUAAAUAAUGCAAAUCAGCUAUUUUUCUUCCUCAGUCUUUGGGCAAAAACAUCGACCCUGUUAAUAAAAUCCAGCGUUGUGAGCUGAUCAUAUGCAGCUGCCAUAAGGCGAGAAGGCUGAGACAUCACUAAGUCAUCUCAGUUGUCAGUUUGUUCUUUGUCCACCCCUCUUGAAAAUCUAGGUCAAGUCUCAGAACGAGCUAAUCAGUGAACCUGACAUGCAAAGGCCAGUUAAGGUUAUUCAGCAACAUUUAACAGACCUAGAGCUGUACAAGUUCUGCACUCGCAUAUAGCUAAGACUUGUAUAAAAAGGGAACACGCUUCUUAUAGUGUUGGCCCAACAUGAAUGUGAACAACCUCAAAUUAAAUUGUUUCAUUUAAAGUUCGAGUCCAAAGCCAAACAAAUAAAGUGUCACCGUCCAAAUACUUCUGUCUGCAUUUAUUCUGUACAGUAUUUAUAUUUAUAUCGCAGUAGCUGCUGUUAUCAAUGAAUCUAAUGUUUUCAUCGACACUGAAGCAAAGCCAGUUUUACACGACACAAAUGAAAGUGAAAGUGAAAUUACACAUUUCAUCCGUCAUGACAGCUGCAUAUGAAAAUAAGUCAAAACACUCCUACAGGUCUUUACAUAGUACUGUGUGCUAUUUACAUAAAUGGUAAAAAAUAUACAAGAUUUGUAAAACUGGCAUGAAACAAAAGAAAUGACUAUUUUAAACUCAGGAGAUCUAUUGUGUUGGGGCCGGUUUAGUCUCAACAGGAAAAGAAAGAUGGAGGGUGAUGGGAGACAGAUUGUAUACAUUCUUCCUACACAAACACACGGAUCAUUUUGGCCAAUCUUUUUUUAGGUGGUUCCACCCCAACAUCACCGGAAUCGAGGCAGAGCAGCUCCUGUUGACCCGGGGCGUCCACGGCAGUUUCCUGGCCCGGCCAAGCAAGAGCAAUCCGGGGGAUUUCACCCUCUCUGUCAGGCGCAACGAUGAGGUGACCCACAUUAAGAUCCAGAACUCGGGUGACUACUACGACCUGUACGGAGGCGAGAAGUUCGCCACGCUGGCCGAGCUGGUGCAGUAUUACACCGAACAACAGGAUCUCCUGCGUGAGAGGAACGGCCAUGUCAUCGAGCUCAAGUACCCACUAAACUGCAAGGACCCGACCUCUGAGAGGUGGUACCAUGGGCACCUGUCUGGACGAGAUGCAGAGAAGCUGCUCACAGACAAAGGCAAAGCCGGUAGCUUCCUGGUGCGGGAGAGCCAGAGUAAACCGGGCGACUUUGUUCUCUCAGUUCUCACCAAUGAGGAGAAACACGAGAACGUGGACCGCAAGACCAAGGUCACCCACGUUAUGAUCCGCUUCCAGCAGGACGGUAAAUACGACGUGGGCGGCGGUGAGAGGUUCGACACUCUGGCUGACCUGGUGGAUCACUACAAGAAGAACCCCAUGGUGGAGAAAAGCGGCAUCGUAGUGCACCUCAAACAGCCCUUUAACGCCACGAGGAUAAAUGCAGCAAACAUUGAGAACCGGGUACGAGAGCUCAACAAAGUAGCAGACAACUCUGAAAAACCCAAACAAGGAUUCUGGGAAGAAUUUGAGGUACUUCAGCAGCAGGAGUGCAAGCUGCUGUAUCCCCGGAAAGAAGGCCAGAAGGCAGAAAACAAGAGUAAAAACAGAUACAAGAAUAUCCUCCCCUUCGACACAACUCGGGUUGAACUCAGGGAGGCAGAUCCAGAUGUUCCUGGUUCAGACUACAUCAAUGCCAACUACAUCAGAACUAUGCAUGAAGAGGGGCGCCAUGUGGAUGAGGGCAAAGUCUUCAUCGCCACCCAAGGGUGCCUACAGAACACGGUCGUUGACUUCUGGAAGAUGGUGUAUCAGGAGAACACACACGUCAUCGUCAUGACCACAAAAGAGAGAGAGCGAGAUCGGAACAAAUGUGUCCGUUACUGGCCCGACCUCCACGGCACUAAGGAGUUUGGGAAGGUGCUGGUGAGGAACGUGGACGAGCAGCAGGCACAAGACUACGUCCUGAGGAAGCUGGAGGUGACCCGUCUGGACCGGAGUGAGCCUCUGAGGUACAUCUGGCACUACCAGUACCUGAGUUGGCCGGACCACGGGGUCCCCAAUGAGCCCGGCGGCGUCCUCUGGUUCUUAGAGGAGGUCAACCGCACCCAGAGUACCAUUCCAGACACUGGACCCAUCGUCGUCCACUGCAGUGCAGGCAUCGGCAGGACAGGCACCAUUAUCGUCAUUGACAUCCUAAUUGACGUUAUUAACCGCCAAGGUCUAAAUUGUGACAUCGACGUCCCGAAGACCAUCCAGAGGGUCAGGCAGCAGAGGUCCGGCAUGGUGCAGACAGAGGCCCAGUAUAAGUUCAUCUACAUGGCUGUGCAGCAGCACAUAGACACGGCUCAGAAGAGACUGGAGGAGGAGCAGAGGAGUAAGUUGAAGGAGGGGGAAUAUUCCAAUAUCAAAUACCCCCAGAUGACCAACUCGAGGCCCAAGCCCAACAUGACAUCAUCGCGCUCUUCUUCUGUGAUGACAAAUGAUGAUUUGUCCAGUGUGUACGAGAACAUUAACUACAAAAGCCCUCAGACGUCUUUUAGCAGCAACACCAGGAGAUAAAACGCUGUCCACAUCUCUCUUUCCAGCGGAGAUGUCGCUUCAUCAGCGCCUGACAAUCCCACGAGGGAGUGUGUCACUCUGACUGCACCCCACAUCAGUGGACCCUGCCUGGGCUGAAGGUGGUGAGCUGACCCCUCCCUCCGGCUGCCGUCCUGCUGGACCUCUCUGUC